AGUAGAUAUUGGACCAGCCAGAACCUCUACGUCAUUCCAUCCAACCAGCCCAGACGAGUCAAAUCUAUGGCGCUGUGAUGAAAUUUGAUGGAAAUUAGCUGUUGCCUCUGUCUUGAAGGAACUCGGAUAAUUCUCGAGGAUGAAAUUGGGGGUGAGGACGACGGAAGCUCUUACAAGUGUUGUAGAGGAGAUGUGCACGUUAAACGUGCUUGUUUCUACGUGUCGAUUUCGGCACUUGUAGUAUGUUUAUUUUCUACAAUAUGCAUGUUUUUCGGUGUUUACACUGUCAACUUAUGGCUAGAUAUUUUUCUGAUUGUUGCGAAUACGGUUGUGGCCAUUCUCAUGAUGUUUGGUCUUUAUUAUGACAAGGCUUCAUUACUUGUACCAUUUAUAGUUUCUGAAAUAACGCAAUGCGUCUGUUUCUUCAUUCUUGCCAAUUAUGUUCUCUACUAUACAAUUGUGUUUCGAAGGCAGAAAUUUUAUCAAAAAUUUGAUCAAAUGUUAAUGGUGAUAUCAAUAUAUUUGGGAAUCGUAAUUUGUAUAGGCGCCAUAUGGGCUGCCACCAAAUGCUAUCACUACCUUCGGCAAAAAGCCGAAGGUAUCUAUCCGGACAGUGGUGAAAGAUGUAUGUGGGAGUGAACACCAACCUCGUCAUGAUGAUACUCGUCUUGUUUUUUGGACCAAUGAAAUAUUUUAUUAUUU
This is a messenger RNA of Caenorhabditis elegans, 702 nucleotides long. It is a transcript of the gene T03G11.9, whose product is annotated as MARVEL domain-containing protein. The record is from RefSeq and is marked reviewed. NCBI's taxonomy places the organism in Eukaryota, Metazoa, Nematoda, Chromadorea, Rhabditida, Rhabditidae.